AGUGAAAGAGGCUUGGCUAACCUUAGCCUCCCAUUUUCUCUCUCCCCCCUCAAUGCAGGGUUCUGACCAGUCAGUCGCCUUUGAUUAUCAGUUGCCAGCAGCCCCUCUCUUGGCUCCUUGACACGAGCACCAUAUAAGGCGCAGCGAUCUCCAUAGAAACGUGUCAGUUUCAAUAGUAGUGUCAAAGUUCACUAUAUACAGACAUUCGCGCAGAUCUCUGCUUCGGAAACAUUGCUCCGCUGGUCUUCCCGUUGAAACGCAUUCAUUUUGGGUCUCUGCUUCUUGCAUAUUCUAUUAGUUGUUGUUUUUUCCUUUUAUCCGCGCUCCGGUCCUGCCGGGGAGGUGAAACUACACAUCCACUCUGGCGGUGUUGUUUUUUGCGGGUCCAGAUGAGCUUUAUUCAUGAUCAUAGAUAGAGAAUCCCGCUCUUCAGUUUUUCCUCCUCUUCAGCCGCGAAGACGGAGAAAGGAGCAGAAGAAGAAACAGCACGGAAUUAAUUUCACACAGCACUUUGGAUCGUGUCUCCGUCCGGGAGCAUUUAUUUUUAUUUCGUUGACAUUGUGAAGAUUUCCUGCCUUCCUGAAAGCUAUUACCAACGAACUGAUUUUACUGCGUCUGGGUCGCUUUAUUUCUACAAGAUUGGUUUCCCGAAUGGCUGACUGCAAUUUCCCCUGGAACUGGCCUCCCGACACUUGCAUAUCCUGAUCGGGUGCCUGUCUAUUGCUUCUUGUUUUUGAAUAUAUUGAUCGCUCGCUGCUUCUACUUUUCUCUGUGAGAUUGGUUCCCCCGAAUUGACUUUACAGUGUCGUGCGUUUACCCUUUCCCUUUUACCAGCUCUAAUAUCCGAGCGACCAGUUCGCUUGAAAGCACUUUUCGGGCCCGAGAUAUGGCAAUGGUAGUUAGCGUCUGGCGAGAUCCGCAGGAAGACGUGGCCGGAGGACCUCCGAGCGGCCCCAAUCCAGCAGCUCAGCCGGCAAGAGAGCAACAGCAGGCGGCGUCAGCAGCACCGCACACUCCGCAGACCCCCAGUCAGCCAGGACCCCCUUCAACACCGGGGACUGCUGGCGAGAAAGGGCAGACCCAGAAUUCUGGACAACAGCAUAUAGAAUGUGUUGUUUGCGGGGACAAAUCGAGUGGCAAGCACUAUGGCCAAUUCACCUGCGAGGGAUGCAAAAGUUUCUUCAAGAGGAGUGUCCGAAGGAACUUAACAUAUACAUGUCGUGCCAACAGAAACUGUCCCAUUGACCAGCACCAUCGAAAUCAGUGCCAAUACUGUCGGCUCAAGAAAUGCUUGAAAGUGGGAAUGCGCCGGGAAGCGGUUCAGCGAGGACGAAUGCCUCCAACCCAACCGAACCCAGGCCAGUACGCGCUAACCAACGGGGAUCCCCUGAACGGUCAUUGCUAUCUCUCCGGAUACAUCUCAUUACUGCUUCGGGCCGAGCCUUACCCCACGUCCCGAUAUGGCAGCCAGUGCAUGCAGCCCAAUAAUAUCAUGGGAAUCGAGAAUAUCUGCGAGCUAGCGGCUCGCCUGCUCUUCAGUGCCGUGGAAUGGGCAAGGAACAUCCCUUUCUUUCCAGACCUGCAAAUCACCGACCAGGUGUCCCUACUCAGACUGACAUGGAGCGAGUUGUUUGUGCUUAACGCGGCGCAGUGCUCCAUGCCCCUACACGUGGCUCCACUGUUAGCCGCCGCUGGCCUCCAUGCCUCGCCGAUGUCUGCGGACCGGGUCGUGGCUUUCAUGGAUCACAUUCGAAUCUUCCAGGAGCAGGUCGAGAAGCUAAAGGCUCUACACGUCGACUCGGCAGAGUACAGCUGUAUCAAGGCAAUAGUACUCUUCACAUCAGACGCCUGUGGCCUGUCAGACGCGGCUCACAUUGAAAGCCUGCAAGAGAAAUCUCAGUGCGCCUUGGAGGAAUACGUGAGAAGUCAGUACCCGAACCAGCCCAGCCGCUUUGGGAAGCUCUUGCUUCGGUUGCCCUCUCUUCGCACCGUCUCCUCUUCGGUAAUUGAACAGCUGUUUUUCGUCCGCUUGGUAGGUAAAACUCCCAUUGAAACCCUCAUCAGGGAUAUGUUAUUAUCCGGGAGCAGCUUCAACUGGCCUUACAUGUCCAUUCAAUGAUCCGAAUGAGAGCGAGAGAAAAGACACCUAAGGACCAAAACCCAUCAAGUCGUGCAAGAAGACUAUAUAUAGGACAUCGUUUCUGAUCACCUUAGAAGACACCACAUUUUUAAGUCUUCGGGGACCGAGAUGGAAUACGUAAUGUACAGAGAAUAAAGAACUGGACUUACGCCCAUGUAAAUCCCCAUCCAUCUUCAAGAACACUCUUCAUUUUGUAAAAUACUAGUCUUUAUUUUCCUUUUUUGUAAAAAAUACACCCAAAUAAAUUGAAGAACAUCAUAUGCGCAGUAAAAAUGAAUCAAGACUUAGCGGGAAAGUAAUGUUUCCAAGCAAUUAUAAGAUAUGUCCUGUGUCUAUGUAUCUCUGUUUUGUAUUUUUUUCUGGUUCUAAACCAGGUUUUCUGUGAUUCUAUACUAAUGAUUUUUGAUAUAACCUUUUGCUUCUUAUAAUGAGUGCGAUAUAUGUUGUUGAAGCUAUGUUCUCCAAGAAUUAAAAUUGAAGUGAGAAUUUAAAACAUAAAAUAAAGAAAAUUUUAGACAAAUAAGAAACCGUCUAAUCGCAAUGACAAUAUUAUCACUGAUGGUUGAACAUCCCCCUCCAACCAUGCAAUGGACAUGAAACUCGACGGAUAACUGACCUCACGGACUUUAAUGGAGAGGAAGCCCAUCAAACUUUUUUUCUUGGUCAUGUGUGUGUGUGCGUGCGCGCUUGUGUGUUGAGUCAAUCAUCAUUCAAAGAAGAACUACAUGAAAAUCAAAAAGCACUUUUAAUAUAUCAUUUUCAAAAAUACAUUUUGUUUGUUUCGU
Messenger RNA from Alosa sapidissima (American shad), 2925 nucleotides. RefSeq names its product nuclear receptor subfamily 2, group F, member 1a (gene nr2f1a). Gene Ontology annotation, molecular function: zinc ion binding; RNA polymerase II cis-regulatory region sequence-specific DNA binding; nuclear receptor activity. Bases 887 to 2119 code for a protein of 410 amino acids. Gene Ontology annotation, biological process: positive regulation of transcription by RNA polymerase II; negative regulation of transcription by RNA polymerase II; cell differentiation. The transcript is spliced from 3 exons. Lineage: Eukaryota; Metazoa; Chordata; Actinopteri; Clupeiformes; Clupeidae. The record is from RefSeq and is a predicted model, not a curated record.